AUGGCUCAAAUGCUUAAACAGUUUGGUCAAGAUCGUUCGCUUCAAAGAGAUCAAUUCGCAGGACCUUCUCAACACAAUGCCGGACCUUCAUCCAUGCGUACACAAAGACAGCAAGGUUUUCCUCAAGGUGCCGGAGGAGACAUGGUGAACGAAUUCUUUGGCCAAGAACAACAACAACAACCUCAAAGAAUGGGUAUGCAGAAUAAUUUUGAAUUCUCAGCAUUACAAAGAGAGUUGGAUGCAGUACGACAGGUGCCUUGGGCCAACGAAUUUGGUCAUGCAACACAAGCAGGUCCUAAACUUUGGGAAUUGACACCCGGAGAAGAAUCCGCCAUGGAAAAGGCCUUUUUGGAAAGUAAAGCUGCUGCUGGUCCAACCCAAAGCGCAUCAGUAUGGCGAGAUGAGUUUAUGAAGCAUCCUGAGGUCAGUAACAUGAAUCCAGCACAAUUGGCUGAAUUCGAAACUGCCUUUGAGAAACACUUUGAUUGGGCCAACGAAUUUGAUCUUCAUCAAAAUAAGGGUAAAGGACGCCUUGAAUUAAACAACAAUGCUCCCUGGGAAGAGCAAUUCGCUGCAUUUGAUCAACUCUCUGAAGAAGAAAUGGCCCGCAAAGUAGAGGAGGCUGCCGCUGCUCAAGAUCCUGCUUUUGACCAAUUUGAAAACGUUUGGCAAAACAUUCGGGAUCAAAUGGCAGAGGAUAAUGACUGGGAGGAUGAAUUUGGAAACUUUAAUAAUACAGGUGUCAUCUAUAAACCGGAUUUGGGUGAGUAUGUAUUUGAAGUUGGGAAUCCAUACUUGAAUCAUCAAGAUCCUAUGGCUGUUGGUUUGCGUCUGUUAGAAGAAGGCGGCUCAUUGAGUCAAGCUGCUUUAGCCUUUGAAGCCGUCGUGCAAAAAAAUCCUGCUGAUUCCGAAGCUUGGAUGCAUUUAGGUAAUGCUCAAGCUCAGAAUGAAAAAGAGGAGCCAGCUAUUCGUGCUUUGGAAAGAGCGAUCGAGGCAGAUCCAGGAAAUCUACAAGCUCUCAUGUCGUUGGCUGUCAGUUACACCAAUGAAUCCUACGAUCAUGCUGCUUAUCAAAUCUUAGAACGUUGGAUCACCCAGAAAUACCCCCAUGUGGUGGGGCAUCAACCAUUACCAAAUGCUACGUCUCCCUUUGAACUUCACGAUAGAGUUACGGACUUGUUUUUGACAGCAGCCAGACAAGCUCCAGAUGGACAAUUGAUGGACCCUGAUGUACAAGUAGGAUUGGGUGUUUUGUUCUAUGGAAGUGGAGAACUUGAUAAAGCCGUUGAUUGCUUUGUAGCUGCAUUAAAGGGUCGUCCUAAUGAUUAUCUAUUAUGGAAUCGUAUGGGUGCUACCUUGGCUAAUAAUGCCCGUCCUGAAGAAGCAAUUGAUGCAUAUCACAAGGCACUUGAGUUACGUCCCUCUUUUGUCCGUGUUAGAUACAAUAUUGGCGUGAGCUGUAUUAACAUUGGCUGUUAUAAAGAAGCCGCCGAACAUUUCUUAACAGGUCUUUCCAUGCAUAAACGAGGUAACGGGGAUGCGGAAGAAGGUGUGAAUGUAUCAAAUAACUCUUGGGAAAUGUUACGAAAGGCUUUCAUUCAGAUGGAUCGUCGUGAUUUGGCGGACAAGGCAGUGGUUGGAGCAGAUCUGAAUCAAUUCCGUCCAGAGUUUGAUUUUUAA
Mucor mucedo is the source of this 1680-nucleotide messenger RNA. RefSeq lists its product as uncharacterized. The coding region runs from base 1 to 1680 and encodes 559 amino acids. NCBI's taxonomy places the organism in Eukaryota, Fungi, Mucoromycota, Mucoromycetes, Mucorales, Mucoraceae. Gene Ontology annotation, cellular component: peroxisomal membrane; cytosol. Gene Ontology annotation, molecular function: protein binding. The record is from RefSeq and is a predicted model, not a curated record. Gene Ontology annotation, biological process: protein import into peroxisome matrix, docking. The transcript is spliced from 6 exons.